This is a messenger RNA of Lingula anatina, 8277 nucleotides long. RefSeq lists its product as uncharacterized. The record is from RefSeq and is a predicted model, not a curated record. Gene Ontology annotation, molecular function: chitin binding; calcium ion binding. Gene Ontology annotation, cellular component: extracellular region. NCBI's taxonomy places the organism in Eukaryota, Metazoa, Brachiopoda, Lingulata, Lingulida, Lingulidae.
UAGCGCAUAACUGCACCAAAUGGCACCGCUUGCCCCCCAAAUCACCGGGCCCCACACCAAAAGGGCAAGGGUUGACUUCGCAUCCGAGGCCUGUCAUUCUGAAAAAAACUGGACCCCCUUCAAAUAAUCCUAGAUCCGCCCCUGCACGAUAUAAGUGUAAAUGUAUUCGUGAAUGAAUAUACGUACAUAUUAUCCUUGUUUCUAUGUGUGUGAGUGCUGUCACAGACCAUCUAUAUUCACUCAGGGCUAAAACACUCCCAGUUAUCCAUUACCUUGCCUAAGAUUUAGACCUAAUUGUCCACACCUAUAUAUUCCUGUCAGGAGCAUGCGUGAUUUAGCUGCACUAAAAACGGAUUCAACCACAUUAAAGCGUGUCUACCAAUCACCUUUAAUGGCCAUUCUGAGCAUUACUUCACACACGUUUAAUAAGCCGUAACAAACCUGGUUUGCAUUAACAACUAUUCCAUUAGGACGCCAGUGUCUGUAGUCUCGUUCACACGGGGUCUAAAAUGGACCAAAAUUAAUUGCUAAAACAGGGGCCUGUUUCACGAACUUCUGAAGCCAUUUGUUGUUAAACUUGUAGCCUAAAAUACUUAGCUGACUAUAAAUUACACUUAAUAUUGAAAAAGGCACUCACCCCUUGAGACAGUUUUCAUGACUAAAGGUUUUACUCUCUCAUUGCAUGGUGACAGAAGCUUUUUAACAUGUAAGUAUGUCAGAUAUAUUUAUCGUGGUCCCAUCGCACCUUAAAACUCUUAAACCAUUAGCUCAACUUUGUACAAUAUUCAAUAACCUUUAGUCCAAUAAUUUAAAGUAGAAAGAAGUAUUAUUUCACAAAUUUGACAAAAUCCGCUAUUACAACGUUGACAGUAAUUGAGGAUGCGCAGAAAUAGUGAACGAUCUACAUUAAGACCUAUAUGUGUACCAGGAACAGUCUCUAGGACAUCAAAGUCGAUGCAAUACUUUCCCGAUUUAAUUUAGUUACAGUGUAACCACUGCAUAAACCCCAUCUGUAUUCUCACCCGAUCUCAAACAAGUACGCGCCGCAUGUAAAGCAUGGUGCAAUAGGUUCUUGAAAAGCCCAACCAAUUUUGUGAUAAAACGAUGCAGAGACCACUGUUUAUGAACCAUUUUGACGCAUCUACAUUAGCUAUAGGCUCCAUACAGAAUAGGGGACUAACUAGUCCGAGGGUAAAAUAUGGCGACCCACUACAAAGCUUGCCGCCUAAUCUGCUUAUAGACACUGAAUGAAUAUCCGGUGGGGAAGUAUUGAAGUAGUAGUAGUUAGUCCCUUAUUCUGAAUGGGGGCUUAAUGACAUAAAUGAGGGUUUAUUUCAAUUCAAUAAAUAAAAACAAGUACUAAAUAUCUCCUUGCAUGUUAAUUUUUAACGAUCCCCGUUUCUGGUAACAGAUUCUUAUUGCCCCACCAAUAUCUAUUUAGAAAUCAUGAUAUGGAAAUGAAUUUAAUGUGAGAUUAAAAUCCAAUUAAACUUUUAGAGGGUGUUUAUUUUACAUAGAGAGUGUUUUAUGUAUUUUACUAUUAUUCCAAUGACAUCUUUCUGUGACAUGAUAUACAUUUGAAACAUUUUCUAUUAUAAACCGAAGCUGUGUAGAAUUUUACGUAACUCAAGUUUGUGUUCGGAUUACCUGACAACAGGUGGAGGCGCUUGUCCGGAACACCAUGGAGCAGUCAGAGCAGGAAACCAGUUUAAAGACGAGGGUCACACGCAAAGGUCUUAAGAUAAAUUUGCCCAAAUGUUUUUACCGCUUUUGCUUCGGAAACUUCUCUUUGCAUAAUACACAAAUCAAUUCGGUUCAUAACUGAUUCGUCUCGAUUUUUCUUCCUGUAUUCCUGUACAAUGUUGACAAUAUUGAGGAAACAUUAAAUAAUCAAAACCACUUGACUUACCGCUUGAUUGUUCCUUAUGCCACAAAGAUCUCCUAUAUUGCACCUGUAAUUGCAUUUUAGUAUUGUCACAAACAUAACAUUUCACCUUAAACAUUGUGUAAUGCCUCUGUAAUGCACUCUAAACAAUUAUAUAGCCCUUUCAUUCUAAACAUGCUCCGAAUACAUUCCAUUUGCAAGCAUCAUAAAUCAGGCUAGAUGUAAAUUUUAGAGAGAAAACAUCUUGUUAAUUGGCCUCAACAGCGCGGUGACACGACGCGGUUCUUGCACAAGGUAAAAGCUCCCCUUCAUCGUACGGUGCUCCACUCCCUCUGCUGGUAAUUGGUACUAGAGGAUUGUUGCGGCUGGAUAAAAUAUAAAUUUUUAUUCUGAUACAUUUACCCCAUUAAUGAAAAUUUGUUGAUGCGGUUGCUGCGCCAGUUUUGAUUAUCCUUAUUUGGGGCCGGAAUGGUUGGGCAUGUUUUGGGUCCCCAUGUAUAACAAAAAUGUAUGUGAAGUUUAGUGAAUAUUAAGAGAUAGGGUAAAUGGAAUUGAGAUUUCGGGACGUAACUGCACUUGCAUCUUGGCUGCCAGCUGGCUGUUAGUCGUAUGUCUCUUUGACAUUCCAUCGGGUCUCACUGCAGCAGAGGGAGGACAUUACACUCACGGCAACGGGUAGAAUGGCGACCCACCAGCGCAUGGCGUGGACUCUACUUUCUCUAGCGUUCGUGCUGUUAACAAUCCAACAGGUCACCGGGAUCCCGUUUGCGACAUACCCUUACGUCAAACCCGACAAACCUCCAACUGCUACAGCACAGGAGUUUAUAUCACUUAUGAAACAGCGAAUGGGGAACCUCCAAACAAAGUUACCGUUUUCUUCGCAAAUUUCGGUUCAGCAUCAAAAGCCGCAGUUGCUAUCUCCGACUUACUUUAACUAUGUCCAGAUGCCGCACCAAUACGCCUUGCCUUUUAUGAUAGAGGUUGACGUGUGUUGGAACCCAUUCAGGACGUAUGGGUCUGGUACAUUUGCUGGUAACGGUCUCAGUGUCCACGGCGCCUGCACCGGAUAUAUGGGGUGCAGGACACAAUGCUACUCCUUGCCAUUCGGUCUUGUCCGGUGUUCUUCGUGUGGCGCUGGAUUCACGCUGACAAAUGAUGGACUGUAUUGUAUAGACAUCAACGAAUGUCGUCUUGGUUUUGCCUAUCAUGGCUGUCAACAGAAGUGUGUCAACCUGCCAGGUGGCUUCAUGUGCACCUGCUUCCCUGGUUACCGCCUCAGGGGUGACUGUCAAACCUGUGCACCGGUGACCUUUGUGACCUUACCGACCCUGCCACCAGUGGUGACGACGACACCAGUAAUCAAGACAACUCCACGUAUAAACGUAUGUGACUCGGAACCAUGUCUGAAUGGGGGUACGUGUGUGACAGUGAACGGGGACGGUUAUGACUGCGUGUGUCCCCCAGGCUUCCAGGGAGUUCACUGUGAGAUAGAUGUGGACGAGUGUUUGUCAGCGCCAUGCCAACAUGGAGGCAGCUGUCAGGACGGGAAGAACAGUUACACCUGUGUCUGUCCUCCGGGAUACGUGGGUGUCAACUGUGAGAUGGAUGAACACCCGUGUGCCUUACAACCGUGUAAAAAUGGCGGAGAGUGUAUUGCAAUCAGGGAUGAUUACGAAUGCAGGUGCCCACGUGGUUAUGAAGGACUUCAUUGCGAAAUCGAUACAAACGAAUGCCUGUCCAACCCGUGCCAGAAUGGAGGGACGUGCAGUGAUCAGAUUGGGUACUAUUCUUGUCAGUGUGUACUGGGUUAUGAGGGAAUAAACUGUGAAAUAGAUAUCAAUGAUUGCUCUCCAAAUCCCUGUGUUCACGCCGUCAGAUGCACGGAUCUGGUCGGAACCUUUACCUGCGAAUGUCUGCCAGGUUACACGGGGAGAUAUUGCGAAAUAGUUUUUGAAGUCUGUAAAGACAAUCUUUGCCAGAAUGGUGCCACGUGCACUGAUGACGUCGAUGGUUACCGCUGUAUCUGUCCUCCAGGUUAUACUGGACGCUACUGUGGUGAAGACAUUGACGAAUGCGCCACUUCCCCGUGUCAAAACGAGGCAACUUGCACGGACUUGGUCAACGGCUAUAGCUGCUCUUGUGUAGACGGCUACACGGGGAGAGACUGCGAACAAGAAAUAGACGAAUGUGCGUCCAACCCAUGCGUCUACGCUGUAAGGUGCAACGAUCUACGUGAUGGCUACGAGUGCGACUGCGUACCCGGCUACACGGGAAUUAAUUGUGAAACAGAGAUCGAGGAGUGCAGUUCUGCUCCCUGCCAGAACAGUGGAACAUGUGUGGAGGAGAUAGGACGGUACAGGUGCCUCUGUACACCUGGCUUCACGGGGGUAAACUGUGAACAAGACGUGGACGAAUGUGCAUCCUCUCCGUGCCACGAUGGCGCAUGCGUAGAUCAGGUGAACGGCUAUCUUUGUAUCUGUCCGCCAGGAAUAACAGGAACCAACUGUGAGAAUGAUAUAGACGAGUGUGAGGAGAAUCCGUGUGAACAUGGCGGAGCCUGUAUCAAUACCAUAGGUAGCUACAGAUGUCAGUGCCCCUUGGGAUACGGCGGAGUUCACUGUGAAAUAGAUGUUGACGAGUGUGCCAGUGCGCCCUGUCUGCACGGCUCAACCUGCGUGGACGGUGUGGGAAGAUACCAGUGUGUCUGUACUCCGGGAUACACGGGGGUACAGUGUCAACAAGAUAUAAACGAGUGUGCCUCUCAACCGUGUCAAAAUGAUGGCACCUGUCGUGAUAGGGUCAAUGGCUACUUGUGCACAUGCCCGGAUGGGUACACGGGAGUUAACUGUGAAGAGGAAGUAGACGAAUGUCUCUCCCAGCCGUGUAGAAAUGGCGGCACGUGUGUUGACCAGGUCAAUGGUUACCGGUGUUUGUGUCAGCGAGGGUUUGCUGGCCCUGACUGCGGCAUAGAUAUUGAUGAAUGCGCGUCUGCUCCUUGUCAGCAUGGAGGCUCGUGUGUGGACGAAGUUGGACAGUACAGAUGUAUUUGUCCACCAGGAAUUACAGGCCCCAAUUGUGAACAAGAUGUGAACGAGUGUGCAUCAGACCCCUGUAUUAACGGCGGUAUCUGCACUAAUCUACAGAAUAUGUUCCAGUGCGCAUGCCCGCCGGGUUUUACCGGAACACGAUGCCAAAUAGAUAUUGAUGAGUGCUCGUCUUUACCCUGUGAAAAUGGCGGUCAGUGCGAGGACGGGGUCAAUGAGUACAAAUGUCAAUGUCCACGUGGUUACGCUGGUAUAAACUGUGAACAAGAGGUCGUUGAGUGCGACUCAAAUCCUUGUCAGAACGGGGGCCGCUGUGUGGAUGGCAUUGACGAGUACCAGUGUGUCUGCCUCCCAGGCUUUACGGGCAGCAACUGCCAGAUAAACGUGGACGAGUGUCAGUCGGAGCCGUGUCAACAUGGAGGGACAUGCGUGGACCAGGUCAACGGCUAUACCUGCACCUGUCCAUCAGGGUAUGGGGGCGUCCACUGCGAGAUAGUGACUGAUGAGUGCCUAUCUCAACCAUGUCAGAACGGUGGUACAUGUGUAGAUGGGGACGGACAGUACACAUGCCUCUGCGUAGAGGGGUACAUUGGCGUCAACUGCCAACUAGAGCGUGACGAGUGUGACACCAGACCUUGCCAGAAUGGCGGGCGGUGCGUGGAUGCCUUCAAUGCCUACACAUGUGUCUGUCUCCCUGGUUACGUCGGAUUGAACUGCCAAACAGAAACCAACGAGUGUGAGUCAGAGCCUUGCCAACAUGGCGGCAGGUGCGUGGAUGAGGUCAACCGGUACAGGUGCCAGUGUCGUCCGGGUUAUUUUGGCAGGCAGUGUCAGACAGAGCUGAACGAAUGCUUGUCCUCUCCGUGUCAAAAUGGCGGCACGUGUAACGAUGAGGUUAACGGUUACACGUGCAGCUGUAUUCCUGGGUACGAAGGCGUUAACUGCCAGAUAGAUCGUGACGAGUGCGCCUCGGAGCCGUGUCAGAACGGCGGCGUAUGUGAAGAUGACAUAAAUGGAUACACGUGUCGCUGUCUUGGUGGCUACACAGGUGUGAAUUGUCAGAUAGGAGUAAACGAAUGUGCCUCGCUUCCGUGUCAGAAUGGCGGGGAGUGUGUGGACGGCGUGAACAGAUACACGUGUAUUUGUCCAGAAGGGUAUGCUGGCAGGGAUUGUCAAGUUGAUAUAAAUGAAUGCCAGUCAGCGCCGUGCCAGAACGGGGCCACGUGUUUAAAUGAAAUCAACAAGUACACGUGUCUGUGUCCGCCAGGGUACGCUGGUGUCAACUGUCAAUCAGAAAUCAACGAGUGCGACUCGUCACCUUGUCAAAAUGGCGGCAGGUGCACGGACGGUAUCAACAGGUAUGACUGCACGUGUCGCGCCGGGUACUCGGGGGUCAACUGUCAGGAAGAAAUAGACGAGUGUGCCUCCAACCCCUGUCAGAACGACGCCUCGUGUGUGGACGGCUUAAACAGAUACCAGUGUCUCUGUGUACCGGGAUAUACCGGUGUCAGGUGUGAAACAGGUAGGUGUCUCUGUGUACCGGGAUAUACUGGUGUCAGGUGUGAGACAGAUAGGUGUCUCUGUGUACCGGGAUAUACUGGGGUCAGGUGUGAGACAGAAACAGACGAGUGUGCCUCCAAUCCCUGUCAGAAUGAUGCCCGGUGUGUGGAUGGGUUAAACAGAUACCAGUGUUUAUGUGUACCGGGAUAUACUGGUGUCAGGUGUGAGACAGAUAUAAACGACUGCGACCCGUCCCCAUGUGUCAACGGCGGGAACUGCACGGACUUGGUGAACGGAUACAGCUGUAUGUGCCGAGAAGGCUUCACGGGAAGACGCUGUCAAAUUGAUAUCAAUGAGUGUGCGUCGGCGCCAUGUUUGAAUGGCGGAGUCUGUCGAGACCAGGUGAACGGCUACACGUGCUUCUGUCCAGCCGGCUUCACGGGGCUCAAGUGUGAAACCAAUAUUGAUGAGUGUGCAUCCAAUCCUUGCCAGAAUGGUGCCACCUGUAAGGACGGCAUCGCGUUCUACACCUGCACGUGUGCUCUAGGAUUUACCGGCGUCCAUUGUGAAACGGAUAUCAAUGAGUGUGCCUCAGACCCCUGCCUCAACGGUGCCACGUGCCUGGAUCUCAUUGGAAAGUACCAGUGCGCAUGCGUCUUGGGAUACACUGGAAUAAAUUGUGAAACGGAUAUAAAUGAAUGCGCAUCUAACCCUUGUCAGCAUGACGGGACGUGUUUUGACGAGAUCGGUUACUACACCUGUACCUGCGUCCCUGGAUACACAGGGCUCAGCUGUGAGACAGACAUCAAUGAAUGCGAAUCAGCUCCGUGUCAAAAUGGGGGCACGUGCAAUGACCUGGUCAACAUGUACACGUGCGAUUGUCCACCCAUGGUCACUGGAAUUAACUGCGAGAUAGUGUGGGUAGAAGUGCCCAUAUGCCCCGCACCCAACGGCACGUUCCGGCACCCACUUCGCUGCAACGAGUUCUACACUUGCGCAGUAGAUUUCGUAGUUCUCCAUGACAACCCUUGUCCACAUGGAAUGCACUACGACAACGUGACUGGCAGGUGCGCGUCACCAGAGGCGGUGCUCUGUGACGUCAUGGCAAUGCACGUCCGACAGGUUAUGAGGAAUCGAACAGAGCCGCCGCCGUGCGAGGUAAAAGGAAACCCCAACAACUGUGGUGGUUACCUGGUGGCGUGCUAUGACGAGGUGAACGACACCAUGAUAGACGUGGAAUACGUUUGUCCUGUGGGGUUGUUGUUCAAUGAGAACACCAGCAAGUGUGAAGAAGAUACUACUAUACGCUGUAAAAACAGGACCAUACACAAGAAUCCAAUAUGCCGCGCUCCUAAUGGUAACUGGGAGGAGCCGUUGAACUGCAGAGACUUUGUCACGUGUGAAGAUUACCAAGUUUACAGGAACAGACCGUGUGCCAGAGGUCUUAUGUAUGUGGAGUCCAAAAACUGGUGUGACUGGCCCUGGAACGUCAAGUGUCAUAAUCGGCCCAUACUGCCGCUGCCACCGGUGGAGAAGCCAAAGCCCAAACCCAAGCCAGGGUGCCCUUAUGACAUGAGCGACCCUCCAGCACCGCCCAGCACAGGGCUAGAUGGUUACCCUGUGUGUCCGGGCUCGGAAGGAAUCUACAAACAUCCCGUUGCCUGCAAUCAGUACAUGACCUGUGUCGGUUUCGAGGUUGUCCAGAUUCAUGAGUGCCCGGGACGAACACAGCUCUAUGAUUGGCUGACAAAGCAGUGUACUGACGAGCCAGUCUGCUGUACCUACGAAUCGGAAGCGCUUGUACCUGAACCUGAUGGCUCCUGGCAGAAGAGAGCAUGGAGUCCAUAA